CACACUAGUAAUUCAUUUUACACAUAAUUUGGUAAUAAAAUGAUUUAAGCAACCAAAAAUACUAUGGAGCCACUCGGGAGCCGAAAUAGCCGACUCUUCUUAGUGAGCUGAGCUAGAAGAACCAUCUCCCUUGAAAUAGCCGGAAUUCCCAUCAGUAAGACCAACAGACUGAUUUGACUGUUCGGAUCAAUGUUAGUUUUAUCAGUUUAAAAAAUGCAGCAUUUAUAUGUUAUUUUUUAAAUAGGUAAGUUAGCUACUGGUAAAAGUAGAUAUUACAAUAAAUGCACUUUCACUUAAAGGAGAAAUCCUGUGUGAAGUGUAGUGGCCUCAUUAAUAUUUAUUCAUUAAUAUAACUACAGUUAAUAAUCUUAGUCUUCUUAACUCUACUGUUUGGUUUGUGUGUUGUUUAAGGACCUGAAGAAGGGUUCAUUACUUUUUCAUUACAGCACUACAGCUGUGUACAGUUGUGUACAGUGUUCUCUACAGGCAGUGGAGGAACGGAACUCUGUGACCCGAGAAUUCCGCUGCUCUAUGAUGUCAUACUGAUGAUGUCACAGAACCCUAUACAAGGAGGAGUCAUCUCUUAGGAGCUCAUUUCUGGUUUGGCAGUUAAUCUCUACAAUCUCCAUAUCGUCCCGUCUCAGUGACAAUGUCAGAUUCGUCUAAAUCCUGCAGCCUUGAUCUCAAACCAGAAACUGGUUGCACACAGAAGAGCAAGGAAAAAACGCAUACCACUAAUGUCCUGAAGAGUUUGGGCUACCAGGUGGUGGAUCACCUCGGUGAGGGGGGUUUUGGCGAGGUUAAACUGGCCACUGCUGAAAGGCACCCCAAACCGGUGGCCAUUAAAAUAUUAAAAUACAGGAACUCUGAGGAAAUCGCCAUCCUGAAAACAGUGAGGCACCCUAACAUCAUUCAGGUGCACGAGAUCUUCGAGAUGCCUAACGGAAAUGCGUUCAUCGUGAUGGAGGCGGCUGAGAUGGAUCUCGAAUCCCGUGCGAUUAAGGAGAUUCCAAUUGACAAAAUCAGACUGUGGUUCUUCCAGCUGCUCAGCGCCGUGGACUAUCUUCACCAGCAGGGCAUCGCCCAUCGAGACCUGAAAUGUUGCAACGUUCUGCUAACCGCUGACAGCCAGGCCAAACUGACCGACUUUGGAAUCGGAUGUUUUUUUAAGUACUUCCCUGACCUGUGUGAUACGUACCCGUGCACUCCUGAGUACGCUGCACCCGAGGUUCUCAACCAAAUACCCUACGAUCCUAAGAAGAGUGAUGUGUGGAGCCUGGGGCUGAUCCUGCACGAAAUGCUCACCGGGAGGCUGCCCUAUGAAUGUACCAGCGACUUACCGCUGAGUGAGCCUUGUCGGUCCAUCAUCCAAUCCAUGCUGCAGCACGAACCUUCUGAUCGGCCUUCAGUAAAUAAGCUGUUACAGCAUCCGUGGCUGCAGUCGACAGCAGAGCGGUCUGAUAAGAGUUUGGAGCGUCCUGCUCGUGUCCAGGAAGAUGAUGAUGCUGACCAGUCUAAAGUGGAGUACCAUGGAUGCCUCAACUUUGCUGCUGUUAAAAGGGCAGCUAAAGCUCUCGUCGCACCGAUUGUCAGAGCGUUCCGGCCAAUCCGUAAGAACAUGAGUAAGAUCUUCAGCCGGGACAAAGUGGUGCAGGAUGCUGAUCAUUCUGCUGGGAGACUGAAAUUCCCCAAGUUUAAGAUCUCGAAGAAGAGGGCCAAAGUUCAUCCCUUAUAAACAUGUAGCAGCCUAUUUUUUUGACCAGAGGAGGAUGGGUCCCCCCUGUGAGUCCGGUUCCUCCCAAGGUUUCUUCCUCCAAAUAGGAGGGAGUUUUUCCUUGCCACUGUCGCAUUUGUCUUGCUCACUGGGGGUAAAUGUAUUUGUAGCUAACCUCUAGCUAACAUUCUUCAGAGGCGCACUCCGUCCCGGCGGCUCCGUGCCAGCAGCUCCUGAGGCACGUUCCGUCCCGGUGGCUCCCGAGUCUCGCUCUAUCCCGGCAGCUCCGUUUCAGCAGCUCCCUGCCGGCGGCUCCGGCCCGGCGGCUCCGUUCCGGUGGCUCCGGCCCCGCGGCUCCGUUCCGGUGGCUCCAUGCCAGCAGCUCCUGAGGCACGUUCCGUCCCGGCGGCUCUCGAGUCGCGCUCUAUCCCGGCGGCUCUCGAGUCGCGCUCUAUCCCGGCGGCUCCGUUCCGCCGGCUCCAUGCCAGCAGCUCCUGAGGCACAUUCCGUCCCGGCGGCUCCCAAAUUGAGCUCUAUCCCGGCGGCUCCGUUCCGGUGGCUCGGUCCCGGCGGCUCCGUUCCGGCGGCUCCAUGCCAGCAGCUCCGUUCCGGCGGCUCCAUGCCAGCAGCUCCUGAGGCACGUUCCAUCCCGGCGGCUCCCAAAUUGAGCUCUAUCCCGGCGGCUCCGUUCCGGCGGCUCCGUUCCGGUGGCUCGGUCCCGGCGGCUCCAUGCCAGCAGCUCCGUUCCUGCGGGUCCAUGCCAGCAGCUCCUGAGGCACGUUCCGUCCCGGCGGCUCCCAAAUUGAGCUCUAUCCCGGCGGCUCCGUUCCGGCGGCUCCGUUCCGGCGGCUCCGUUCCGGUGGCUCGGUCCCGGCGGCUCCGUUCCGGCGGCUCCAUGCCAGCAGCUCCGUUCCGGCGGCUCCAUGCCAGCAGCUCCUGAGGCACGUUCCGUCCCGGCGGCUCUCGAGUCGUGCUCUAUCCCGGCAGCUCCUAAGGCGAAUAUGUCAACUGCCCAUUUGCAGAUAAUGUUGUCUUAAAUAAACAACUAUUCUGUGUUAA
Molecule: messenger RNA, 2773 nt
Organism: Astyanax mexicanus (Mexican tetra)
Lineage: Eukaryota; Metazoa; Chordata; Actinopteri; Characiformes; Acestrorhamphidae
Product: testis-specific serine/threonine-protein kinase 6
Exons: 5
Coding region: 650-1735 (361 amino acids)
Biological process (GO): mitotic DNA damage checkpoint signaling; protein phosphorylation
Cellular component (GO): nucleus; cytoplasm
Molecular function (GO): protein serine/threonine kinase activity; ATP binding
Source: RefSeq, a predicted model, not a curated record